This is a messenger RNA of Hypoxylon fragiforme, 4606 nucleotides long. RefSeq lists its product as uncharacterized. The record is from RefSeq and is a predicted model, not a curated record. Lineage: Eukaryota; Fungi; Ascomycota; Sordariomycetes; Xylariales; Hypoxylaceae. Gene Ontology annotation, molecular function: lipid binding. The transcript has 3 exons. Bases 346 to 4275 code for a protein of 1309 amino acids.
GAUGACCUCACCGCACCGCAGAAUCCAACGUUCGAAGCUGCCGUACGUCCAAUGUUUCGUCUUGGUGAUGCAAGCAAAACCCAGCAAAACCCAACCAAAUCGUGCUUUCCUCGUCCGUUGUGAAUCAUUUGUGCCACCUCGUCUCUUACUCCUGCUCUUUUAAUGCACACAGAUUAUUAUUAUAAAAGUUCCAAGUUUGGAACUCUCCUACUUAUCACAACUUACUUCAUACAACUUACUUCAUGUUGCCUAGGUAGACUACCUUGAUACCUCUACCUACUACACACAAUCCAUAUCCGAUCUAAUAAACUCCAGUUGCGUUUGCGCAUAGAAGAAAGUAUAAACAUGACGGAUCAAGGUGAUUUUGAAAAAGAUGCGACGGGAAAGGAAUAUGGGAACCCUCACAAUGCUAAGCACCCAAUUCCUACAGUACAGGGAUACCGACAGCACAGAAAGAAAUUGGAUGGCCAGAUAGAAGAGGAAGAACAAGCACAACAAGGACCAGAAGAUGAUUCAAAACCCAAGCGCGCAUUUCAGUCUGCCAAGGCCGUCAUCCAAGGAGAAGAUACCCCAAAGUCUCAACAUGACCCUUAUCCUUCUACAAAUCACAACUAUGUUAAUCCGCAACAAACUUCUCGCCAUGAUGCAAAUAGAAGGGGAGAAGAAGAACGAGAACAAACUCCGGAUGAGCGCCAGGACGAUGACAACCACCGAAGCAAGAAGGGAGAAUCAGACAAGUCUGCAACGGAAGUUGCUACAAGUGCUGUAGAUCCAAAAGAAAAACGCAAAGCGAUGAAAAAGACAAAGAGGCAUGGCGGGGGACGCGAGGUCACAGACCCAGUCACCCAUCUGCCGAUUAUUAUCCAUGAUCAGACUGGGAAGGAUCUCAACUCAACACCUCGCAAUGAACCAGAACCCGGAGUACAUCACCUCACCGCUACUGGUCCGCAAGGUGCUUCCAAGUCCGACCAAGAGUUGCGGUUAGAGCAGGAUAAUGUGCAGAAAACCUACAAUGGCAUGCAAAGGCUAUUUCCGCCACCAAAUUUCGAGGAAACAAGACAAGAGCUAGCUGCCGUAUACCAACAAGCAGUAUACGCUGGCUUGGCUAUCAUUGGUUCUCUAGCUGCAUCUCUAGUACUUCUCCCGUCAAUUUUCAUCGGCUAUGGUUGGUUGGUAUUGUUAAGCACGGUGCUAUUUGUUGUAUUGGGCGCGGCCACCGUGGUUGGGAUGGGAAAGUGGGUAAAUAAAAGAGUUAGUGAUGUGUUUGAAGAUGAGACUUGGGAUGCUGCGCGGCGUGAGGAGCAGGCUAUCUUGAGUAAUGACGAAGAGUUGCCCGAAUCAGUUCAAUGGCUCAAUAGUCUCUUUGCAGCAAUUUGGCCACUGGUUAAUCCCGACCUCUUUGCUUCCCUCGUCGACCAGAUUGAAGACAUUAUGCAAGCCUCUUUACCUAAGGUUAUAAAGAUGGUAAGCGUAGAUGACAUGGGUCAGGGGAGUGAGUCUAUCCGAAUUCUCGGGAUUCGGUGGCUCCCAACUGGAGCGGCGAGCCAGUCCGUUGGCUCUGACGGAGAACCUCAAGGCGGUGAUAAGGGCACCGGAAGCGACCGAACUGACCCGCAGAGUCCCCAAAGUGAUGCAGAUAAUCGAGAAGAUGGGGUUGAAGGAGCCCCGAAGCACGAUAAUGAAAAACCCACGGAUCCGAAGCAAGAAGAGCAAGAACAAGCGGCCAUACGCGAGGGUAUGGAGGCCGAAGAGGGUGAUUUCGUAAACUUAGAACUUGCACUUGCUUAUCGAAGCCGCUCAUCGGGCAAGUCGAUAAAGUCCAAGGCGAAGAACGCACAUCUGUAUUUGAAGUUUUAUCUUCCUGGAGAGGUGGCAAUUCCCGUCUGGGUUGAACUCAGAGGUCUCGUCAUGACUGUGAGACUCCGUCUACAGCUGACUCCGGACCCACCAUUCAUCUCGUUAUGCACCAUGACUUUCCUUGGGCAACCUAAGGCCAGUAUAUCGUGUGUUCCCCUUUCAAAACACAGCUUCAGUCUUACCGAUAUUCCAUUGAUAUCCUCUUUCGUCAACUCGGCAAUCGACGCUGCUCUGGCGGAGUAUGUAGCUCCCAAGAGCCUAACCCUCAGUCUCAAGGAUAUGCUUGUGGGCGAGGACUUCAAGAAAGAUACAACCAGUCUCGGUGUAGUCUGGAUUUUCAUUAAAGAUGCACAAGAUUUCAAGCAGGGCGACGGUGGAGUGGGCCCUAUACAAGGUUCGAGCGAUUCAUACGUCACCGUAUCCUGGGGCAAAUUUGGAAAGCCAGUUGCUUCGACUCGCAUUAUUACGGGCGAUAGUAACCCAAGGUGGCAUGAAUGGGCCAGUAUACUGGUGACCCCAGAAGAAGUGAACGCAGAAGAAAAGUUACGACUCCAGCUCUGGGACUCGGAUAAGUGGUCGGCGGAUGAUGAUCUAGGCCGCGUGGAAAUAGAUCUGAAAUACUUGAUAAAAAAUUCGAAUAAAAUGCUCGACCGUCAGGACCGGUUCACCGGCCAGGACCCUGAUGAGGCAAUGCCAGGGUCGUUGACUUGGUCCGUUGGGUACUUUUCGAAGAAGAGGAUCACUUCCAAGGAGUUUGAGCAGCAGACUAUUGACGAAGAGAUAAAGACGAAAGAACAGCUCAAGCAGCACGUCUCAGAGCUAUCAGAGCACAAGCUUAGGGAGUCCGGAAAACCUUCAGACGAUGAAGAGGUUAAGCAACAGAAAGCCCAAGACUACAGAGAACUCGAAGAAGCUAUGAUUGUCUCAGCGCCGCCGUCUACUGACUUCGUUUCGGGUAUUGUCAGUGUGCAGAUACAUAAUAUCACCGGGUUGGAAGUACAAAAGCUUCGUAAGACAGACAAGGGAGAGGGAGAAGAAGACGAAGAUGAAGCGGAGCAGCGCGAUGACAUGCCUGACAGUUACUGCACUAUCCUACUUAAUCAUAAGAAGAUCUACAGAACACGGACGAAGCCAAAGAACUCGAAACCAUUCUUCAACGCCGGGACCGAACGUUUCGUUCGAGAUUGGAGAGAUACCGAGAUCAUUAUUAGCGUGCGGGACUCACGGGAGCGAGAAGAUGAUCCGCUUCUCGGGAUCGUUUACCUACCACUGAGGAAAGUGUUUGCGAAGAGGAGCCAGGUUAUGGAGAAUUAUCCUUUGGUGGGAGGCAUUGGCUACGGUCGAGUGCGUCUAAGCAUGGUUUGGAGAAGUGUUGAGGUUAAACUUCCUCCAAAUCUCACCGGAUGGGAUUAUGGAACCCUGGAGAUCCGAGGCUCUAUGAAGGCGAAAGCCGAUUUACCUAAGUCUCUAACAGAACACCGUGCCAAGAUACGAACCAACCUAGGACGCGCCAAGAUGGUUCCAGAAAACGGUUCUUGGGUACCUAAGAAUAAGACACGCGAUGAGGCUAUGUUCUUGGCCAUCCGUAAACGAUACGCCUCAAACAUGGUGAUUGAAUUUCGUGAAUCCGUGCUUGGGCCAGAUAGAACCGCAGCUUUCGCGGUCCUGUGGCUUCACGAGCUUGUGGACGAGGUAAAUGAGACGAAGACCUUGAAGGUAUGGAAAGGAUCGAAGGAUGGCCUGAAGAAAGCGGAAUCAUGCUGUGACUACAAUGGCAUGGCAGAUGGCGAGCAGCCUUUGGGCGAAGUUGAACUAGAGCUCAGAUUUUGGCGUGGUCUUUCUGGAUAUCACAAGGUCUAUGCCGCUCAAGCUAAGAACAAUGAGUUGCGGAAUGUGAUGGAAUGCUUGGAUACGAUCACUGACGAGAAACUUGACGAUAACGAGGACGAGUAUGAUGAAAGCGAGGACGAUACGUCAAGCGACAAUGACACAGAAGAUGAAACCCGUAAAAAGCUCCGCGUCCAUACGAACGACUCCUCCUCUUCAUCUGCUAGCUCCGACGACGAGGAGCAUGGUGAUGGUCACGGAACCUCGAACAAGUCCCACUUAUCACUGUCGGGUCUCAAGAAAGCCAAGAACAUAUUUCGCAGCCCCGUCGAUGGGCUAAGCGAAGUAGCUACGUCUGUGCUGGCGCCGGGACAUAACGAUCCUGACGAUGGGUCUAGAGGUGUACGAGGACAGUUACGUGAUUACAAGGACCACCACAAACAGCUCCAUCGCAAGCACCGGGGCAUAAUGCAGUGGCGGCCCGCGAGAGAGGCUAACCACAUAGGCGGUAAGCUGAGCAGGAUCAAGGGUAACAUUAGUGGUAUCUUCCAACAUGGGGAAAAGGAUACUGGCGUCGAGACUGAGGUAUGACGGAUCCGAUGGAACCACAUGGACAUGGGGAUAGGCAUGGGGAUGAGCAUGGGGAUGGGAUGGGUUGGGUUGGGAUCCAUGAUGUUAUGGGUCCAUGGGCCGCUCUUAAAAUACUGAGGUUGCAUGCUGAUCAUGUAUGCGCCGUGAAUUUGGCCUGUUUGGGUAAUUAUUUAUGUAAUUUAUGUAAAAGUACCUACCUAGGGAUGGAUCCAUCACGGACUCCGUCACGGACGUGGGCUGACUAGGACCGACUAGAAGAUUGCUGCCAUGGACUUUAUCGCAACCCCCUAAAUACAACAUUCAAAAUGAAUACUAAUCAUAUAAUAAUUGU